ACAAAAAGAGGGCGGGGGAGCGCGGUUUGGUGAUUUUUUGUUGAUGCUUUGCGCAGCGGCUGUAGGAUUUUUGAUCAAUUGCGCGGAUGGGCGUCACGGAGCUCCAGGCGAGCGUCAAGGCGCUGGUGAGAUCCGGGGGUGAAUUCAACCAGGACAAGGCGUGCUCCACAUUCUACUACGUUCCAUCGUCGGGCGAGGCAUCGGCGCAUCUCUCCGCCUCCGGGCUUGGAAACGAUCAAAAGCCGCGGUUGCGAUGGACGCCGGAGCUGCAUGAUCAGUUUGUCAAGGCCGUGGCGCAGCUCGGUGGCCCCGAGAAAGCUACACCAAAGUCGGUCCUGAAGCUAAUGGGCGUUCAAGGACUAACACUUUACCAUCUCAAGAGCCAUCUCCAGAAGUAUAGACUUGGAAUGCAAAUACCCCGACCCGAGACUAGCGGCGAUGGCAGGAGUAACUCCGAGGACAGCAGCAAACAACAAGAGAGUUUGCCUCUCACGCAGAUAAUUGCGGUGCACGCGGAGGUCGAGAAGAAACUCCGGGAGCAGAUGGAGAUCCAGCAGCAGCUACAGGCCCGGAUCGACGAGCAAUGCCAGCACCUGUACAAGCUGAUGGAGAGCGCGAGCCCUCAGAAGAAAUCGAUCAUGGCGGACCUGGAGGCCGCUCGAAAGCUCCAGCUCGACGGCAUCAUGGAGCUGUCCAAGAUGUACUCGGGGCUCCAGAGCGCGGUGGAGCAGCACGGCAAGCUGGAUCAAGCGACGAGCAACAACACCGCGGGGAUCAAGAGGCGCCCCAGCGACGAUGAUCCCCAACGCCAGCUCGAGGAGGAGCAAGAGAGGGUGACGAAGUCGCUAGUGCAGUGGAAGAAGGAGCCAGUGUGGGAUGACGACGAAGCGCAGCAUGCAUCAGGCUCCACUGCCGAGAUCUCGACGGGGCUCAAUCUCAGUAGCGGUCGCGGCUUAGACUUGAAUGGUCAAGGAGGGAAUUCGCAGGAAUUGGCGGGCAUCUCCCCUUCCAGCAGGGGCGCCAGACUCUCGCAGGGGACGUGUCCGUAUCGCGCGUUUUGGGUUGUAGCGUCUACAGCCGAAAUGCUGUAUGAGGCUCUCAAGCAAUCCACGACAAAGAUGUCGCAACACCAAAGGCCGUCGCUUCCAUCUCCUUCCCCGCAUCAUCACCAAGCGCUGUCCGAUCCACAGAGAAUUGCGAGCGGCUCUUCUCCCGGCGCUACGAGCUCUGGCGGCGGAGGAGGAGCAAGCAACAACGCCGUCUCGAAUGCGGCGGCCGCCGCCGCUAAGCAGCGCCUCCGAUGGACGCCGGACCUUCACGAGCGAUUCGUAGAGGCUGUUGGGCAGCUGGGAGGAGCCGACAGAGCUACUCCCAAGGGUGUUCUUCGCGUAAUGGGCGUGCAAGGACUCACAAUCUAUCAUGUCAAGAGUCAUUUACAGAAGUACCGACUUGCGAAGUACAUACCAGAUCCGAUGGGCGAUGGGAAAUCGGACAAAAGGAGGCACCCGGAUUUGCCGAGUCUCGGAGGAUCUGUUCAGAUCAACGAGGCAUUGCGUAUGCAAAUGGAGGUACAAAAGAGACUUCAGGAGCAGCUCGAGGUGCAACGGCACCUGCAAUUGCGAAUCGAAGCGCAAGGGAAGUACCUGCAGAAAAUUAUUGACGAGCAGAAGAAGAUGAGUGGGGGUCUUGACAACCAGCCAGGUGCCAGUCCCGGAUCGACGCAAGUUUUUAGCUCAGAUAUAACAGUCCAAGGCUCAGAUCUCAAAUACGAAUUGACCGAGAGCGUACCAGGUCUGAUGGAUCCACCAGGAGGAGGGGGAGGUGGAGGUGGAGGAGGAGCUUUGCCAGCGAUCACAUCAGCGCUUUCGGCACUGGGAUCAAUGGCAGCUAACAACAGUUUGUCGCGAGAAAACUCGCCGGCGUCAGUCCCAAAUCCUUUGGGAGCCAGUUACACUUUACUCAACAACAACAACAACAACAACAACAACAUUAGGACCGAUGACGCGGUAGUAGUAUCACCGAGACACCAGGAAUCAGUAGAAGAGUAUCUCCAUUCGAAAUCUUUACAACAGCAGCAGCAACAGCAGUCUUACCUCCAUUCGAGUUAUUUGCAGUGUAACACAGCAGGCUUCCAUGACCACAAGACUGGCGAGAGUUUUCUGUAAUAUGUAGGAGCUCUAUAGCCGCCGCAGCAAACGACUUUGUCCACUUUGGUACGAUCGUUUCUUGCCGCUUGUUGAAAGAAUUGAGACUUUUGUAACCGCGGUCCUGCUGUA
Messenger RNA from Selaginella moellendorffii, 2276 nucleotides. RefSeq lists its product as uncharacterized. Gene Ontology annotation, molecular function: DNA-binding transcription factor activity; DNA binding. Bases 87 to 2165 code for a protein of 692 amino acids. NCBI's taxonomy places the organism in Eukaryota, Viridiplantae, Streptophyta, Lycopodiopsida, Selaginellales, Selaginellaceae. The record is from RefSeq and is a predicted model, not a curated record. The transcript has 15 exons.